Diaporthe amygdali is the source of this 411-nucleotide messenger RNA. RefSeq lists its product as uncharacterized. The record is from RefSeq and is a predicted model, not a curated record. The transcript is spliced from 2 exons. NCBI's taxonomy places the organism in Eukaryota, Fungi, Ascomycota, Sordariomycetes, Diaporthales, Diaporthaceae. The coding region runs from base 1 to 411 and encodes 136 amino acids.
AUGUCGACUUCUCUUCUCAAGGCUCUACUACCAGAGUUCAGCUUUGUGCAGCAGACCUGCUGCGGUUUUCAGCUCUUCGGACUCAUCUCGUCGGACUUUGCUCGAGGAUUCAAUGUCUCACACAGAUGCACCAUGAUGCCGCCAUUACGAAAUGGACUACGCCAUGCAAUGAUUAUAUCCCUCUCGGAACCAGAGGCCAAGUGCAGCAAGUCGCCGAAUAGGCCGACAACUGGCCUCGAGGCUGUGGUCCGAAGGGAUCAUGGUUGUUUGCGAGGUGUCAAUCUCUCCAGAAUGAUCUGCAACGAGGAGAAUCCUUUGAAAAUCUUACUGAUCAACCCGAUUCUCAGGCUCGUCUCAGGCUCGGUCUUGUUCCUGGGCAUUGGCCGAAGAGGGCGCGGAGUGCUGUGGUGA